Molecule: messenger RNA, 3798 nt
Organism: Penicillium bovifimosum
Lineage: Eukaryota; Fungi; Ascomycota; Eurotiomycetes; Eurotiales; Aspergillaceae
Exons: 1
Coding region: 1-3798 (1265 amino acids)
Biological process (GO): mitotic DNA damage checkpoint signaling; protein phosphorylation
Cellular component (GO): nucleus; cytoplasm
Molecular function (GO): protein serine/threonine kinase activity; ATP binding
Source: RefSeq, a predicted model, not a curated record
AUGGCCAUCUCUGUUUCCAAUAUUUGUAGCCCAGGGCUGGCUCUUUUGGACGACAAAGGUGGACAUCCACCAAAGCAGAGAAUGUGGCAUCGAUUGGGGUUGCGAAAAUUAUGGCAGGGCCGCGAUGAUCGAGACUCCUCUGCCGGGGAGAGUCAAGAUGAGAUUUCUCCCCGCCCUUCUUCUGACCAUUCGAAACAAGACAACUUGACACGUCGACUUUCACGAAAAGUUGGCGGUCUACAUACCCCCUUCAAGCGACAGAGCUCCGAUGUCGAACGACUGGCUCCUCGAGAACCUGAUCACCGCCGUGCCCUGUCCGCCGACCGACGCCCCUUAAGCUCCCAUCGAACGUCUCCACCCGUCGGACCCAGACAAUCUGCCCCGGAGGUUCAGUGGCUCGGCCCGCCCACAACCACGGUCGAGUUCGACAAUUUCGACUCCCAACCCGAACCCCAUUCAGAACCGAACGAUGCCCCUGAGUUCGACCAGGUCUCGGAAGUUUGGAACCCCUAUCCCGAGAUGGCAACGGAUAAUUUGGACGCGCCGGAGGAGAAUGAGUCAAUCGAUUUGGAUAUGGAACUGGAACAACGGUGGAUUUUAAAUCUGAGCAUGCAUUUCCGCGACCGCUCAGAACGGGAGAAAUUCUUCGUGACGUACGCCGAAACCCCGAAUCGAUGGCGCCGAGUCACAAUUUCUUGCGAUUACCGCGAUGCACCGCCCGAUUCCCUAGAGGAAGAGCUGAAGGGACUGCGAUAUCAGCGCGAUAAGUGUGCGCGCAUCUACGAAUCCAUUCGCGAGUCCCUUCUCGCGAUCCAGUUUUAUGAAGGUGUCACAAAUCUCAGGCUCGAGACGAGCGGUGGCCGCUUACAUGUCCAUGUGACCGAGGAUGUCAACGAAACAAUCCCAUACCCACCCAUCUCAUGUAUCGGCCAUUUGGACGGUGCCCCGUGGAUUCCGGAACACCUACUGCACUUUGAAUCUCAUUUAUCCGGCUUCGUGUACAAAAUCAAUUUGAAAGGCCGUUACUUCAUCAAGAAGGAAAUCCCGGGCCCGGAUACUGUGGAUGAAUUUCUUUAUGAGAUCAACGCUUUGCACGCGCUGAAAGGCCGUCCAAGCGUGAUCCAGGUGGAGGGAAUUGUGGUCGAUGAACAACGGGGGGUCGUCAAGGGGUUACUGAUCAGCUAUGCCGAACAGGGUGCUUUGGUGGACAUUCUGUACGAGCAGCGCGGGAGAACGAGCUUUGCGAGACGCGAACGAUGGGCGAAGCAGAUUGUGCAAGGGCUCUGCGAGAUCCACGAAUCGGGUUAUGUCCAGGGCGAUUUCACUCUCGCGAACAUUGUGGUGGAUGCAGAGGACAAUGCGAAAAUUAUCGAUAUCAAUCGCAGGGGAUGUCCAGUGGGCUGGGAGCCGCCGGAAAUUGCCGCGAAGAUUGAGAGCAACCAGCGCAUUUCCAUGUAUAUUGGUGUCAAGACGGAUCUCUUUCAACUGGGCAUGACGCUAUGGGCAUUGGCGAUGGAGGAGGACGAGCCCGAACGACAACCGCGACCUCUUCGUCUGAGCGACGACCCGAAGAUCCCGGAUUACUACAGACGGAUAGUGGACAUCUGUUUGAGCCCUAUGCCGCGGCAUAGGCUCUCUGCGAAGGAUCUUCUGGCGAUGUUUCCGCCUUUACCGGCAACAAGGGCAUCAACACCAGUCCGGCCCCUGGAGACGAUGGCCAACGAACCCAGAUUCAUGUCGGUCCGAAGCAACUGGGUCCAGCCUCAGCCUGCUGGGCUUGGGCUGUCAUCGCCAGGCUUGGUGCAGCACGGCGAUCACUUUUACCCUCGGAAAGAGUUUUCUGAACCCUCAUAUGAUGGUCUGCAGCAUCCGAUCUUCCCUGAAAACCAUGACCUCGUCAAGCGCUCAACAAUAACUCUGGCAGGAUCCAAUGAAGAUAUGGGAUUCUCCUCUAAGCCUUCUUCUACCUCUACCUUGAAUCACGAUGAACCACACAAUCACGGAGAGUACAUGGACUACUGCCGUAUCCAUGAUGAAUCAUCGCCUCAUCCGCUUGACAAUCAGAACCUGGAGUCAGCUCCAGUUUCUCAUGAGAUAUCAAUGGGCAAUGGCCUCCAUAACGACCGACUAGAACCAUCAGCCCUCCCAGACGAACAACCCUACCACGGAAAUUACACCAUGGACCACCAGCGAGAGACAGCCCGUGAACCGAGCUAUGAUGAACUCCCGGCUAUGCCCAAUUCCAAGAUCACCACGCCCACACCUCCAGCUGUCAACCCACUCGCCGAGCCGCAGAGACAGCAGGUGUUGAAUCGGCCGAUUCCCAAGGCCGGCAACGAGGCAGACCUUGUAACAUCCGUAUUGCCGAUCAAUCCUACUCUGCGUGACUCUAGAACUCCAAUCAGUACCCAGAGCACCCUUUUACCGGCAACACCGUCUUCAAUGAAGCUUCAGAAGCAGGAAACACCGGAUCAGCCAUGUGCAAAGGCGUCCAAUGACGAACUCGACCUCGAAUCCUCAGCCCUGCCUAUCAGUCCUACUUUCCGCGAUUCCGAAAAUCUCGACGCCGUUGUGAGUGCCUCCCGAUCGAUGAAUGCUUCCCAUAUCAAAUCACCAAAGCAAAAGCAUGCAACUCGGCCAGGCGCAAACGUCAGCGAUAAACCUAGACCAACGGAGCCAUCACCCCCAACAUCUUCUCUGUCCGCGUCGGAAUUGCCUAUUAGUCCUUCCUUCCGUUCGACUGGCGCUCCCACCAAUGGCCCAAGUGUUCCUUGCUCGAAGGUCCCUCCCUCGCAGGUUCCUUCUUUGAAAUCGCCGAAGCAGGAUGAUGCGGUUCAGCAACCUGCGAAUACCCCCAAGAUCAAACCUACGACCACAGCGCCGUCAAACUCCCAACCUCCCUCGGCAUCGCCUAUCGACCCUACCCAGAUUCGUUCCUGGCCCUCCAUUGACUUUGAUACCCCACCUCAAUCGGUGAAGUCUUCUCCCGUCGAAGCCUCAAAGCAGGAAUCCACAGGAUUCCCACAUGCCGAACCGUCACCCUCCACAUCAUACCUCCCACGUUCAGAAUUGCCUAUCAAUCCUGCAUUCCGUUCUCCACAUACGUCGCUCAGCUCUACAAAUGUCCCGUCAUCCCAGGGUCCCGCGCCCAUCGAGUCGUCAAAGCAGAAAAAUUCCACCCCUCCUACAACUAAGACCACACCGACAUCCACUGGCUCACCAUCCCCCACUUCAGCUCGCUUUUCUUCCGCAUUGCACAUGUCAAGCCUCCGCCACACUGGGGCUUCCAUUGGAUCUAUGGGUACUGGUCCAUCUGUUGUUGGCAUUGGGCUGCUUAGGCGGCCAUGGGAAUCAUCAUCCGCGAACCCUGCAGAUGUCAAGCCUGUAUCGACGAAGCCGCCUGUGCCGGCUUCCUCUCCCAGUAGCUCUCAGGCUGGUCCCGAGCCAGCUCCCACCACCACAUCGGCAAAAGCAUCAUCUCGCGGUGUCUCUCAGGCUUCCUCCAAGCCUACCAGCUCCAUCACCCCGGCAAAACCAUCUCUCACUGAGCGGCAAAGAAGUGAGCCUUUGAGUAAAUCGGACUUAGAAACCACCGACAUCAAACCUGCACGCACAAGUCCACCAGAGUCGGCCCCGAACUUGUCGGCUUCAAAACUACCAAUCAGCCCUGCCCAUUCAAGCCCAAAGCCCAGUUCUCUAUGCGCCGAAGCAAAGGCGACCUGCCCUAACAGUUCAGCUUCAAGUCCGGGCAAAGCGAGCCGCUUGAGCAAAACACCUCUUUCUUCGAACCGAAAAUAG